GCAACAUCAUCCAGGAUGCAGUUGGCAAGAUGGAUUCAUUGAAGGUAAAUACUGAAGGUGACAGGAGGCCACUACAUCAAGAUGUGGUGGUGAGUCCUCCUUCUGUCUUCCCAUAUUGGGUGGUUUAUGUAAGCAACAUCCAGUCAUUCUCCAGACGUCCAUCCUUCUAAUGUACUGAGGUGUAAAGUCGUGGUUCAGCUCCCAUAGUUUUGCAGAGGAGUUUAACGGAGGAUCAAGGAUCGCCACCGCCUGCAGGAGACUGCAACACAGGACCAUCAGAAAUGGAGUCGAAGACUGACGGCGGGCCACUGACCAGCGAGCAGUUAGCUGCUAUUGAGGAUGAAGAAGUUCUCAAUAAGAUGUUGGACUCUGCAGCAGAUUUUGAAGAGAGACGACUGAUUCGUGCUGCGUUAAGGGACCUGCUGAAGAGAAAGAGAGACAAACGGGAGCAUCAGCGAGGGUGCAGGCAGCAGGACUUGAGAGAGCAGGGUUUGAGCAAAGGAGGGACAACGGGCGUAAACGUCGGCAGAGCUUCAAUGAGCCAGCAGCCAGCAGCAAACAAGCCUCAAGGUCGGCCUUCUCCAUCAGUCUCCACUCCAUUAAACCGGACAGCAGGCAGUAAAGUUAGUCCUGUUGUUGCCUCAGCCCAGAAAAGUCCUCCUGCUGGACCACCCAAUCCUAAGAAUGUCAAACAAAUGCUUUUGGACUGGUGCAGGGCCAAAACUGAGCCAUAUGAGGGUGUUGACAUUCAGAAUUUCUCCUCAAGUUGGAAAGACGGCAUUGCCUUCUGCGCCCUGGUUCACCGGUUCUUCCCUGAUGCGUUUGAGUAUUCCAUCCUCAACCCCAACAAGCCCAGGGAAAACUUCCAGCUGGCUUUCAGCACUGCAGAGAGGCUGGCGGGCUGCCCCCCUCUGCUGGAUGCUGAUGACUUGGUCCGGAUGAAUGAGCCUGAUUGGAAGUGUGUUUACACGUAUAUCCAGGAGUUCUACCGGUGCCUGGUGGAAAAAGGCCUGGUCAAAACCAAGAAGCGAGUCUAGACUCUCAAGCAAUCAUUUAAAAUAAGUAAAUAAA
Molecule: messenger RNA, 1071 nt
Organism: Thalassophryne amazonica
Lineage: Eukaryota; Metazoa; Chordata; Actinopteri; Batrachoidiformes; Batrachoididae
Gene: smtna
Product: smoothelin a
Exons: 8
Coding region: 282-1037 (251 amino acids)
Biological process (GO): actin cytoskeleton organization
Cellular component (GO): microtubule organizing center; filamentous actin
Molecular function (GO): protein binding
Source: RefSeq, a predicted model, not a curated record